This is a messenger RNA of Falco peregrinus (peregrine falcon), 10376 nucleotides long. It is a transcript of the gene USPL1, whose product is annotated as ubiquitin specific peptidase like 1. The record is from RefSeq and is a predicted model, not a curated record. Bases 4879 to 8169 code for a protein of 1096 amino acids. Gene Ontology annotation, cellular component: Cajal body. Gene Ontology annotation, molecular function: SUMO binding. Lineage: Eukaryota; Metazoa; Chordata; Aves; Falconiformes; Falconidae. Gene Ontology annotation, biological process: Cajal body organization; protein desumoylation. The transcript is spliced from 8 exons.
AGCUGUGGAUGGCUCUGGCUGCGGGCUGAGGGCUCAGGCGGCCGUUUCCCCGCGGGUGUACGCGGCAGCCCAGCGCCCUCGGGGGCGGGGGGCACCAGGCGGGGACCCCUGGGUGGGAGCUGGCCCCCCUGCGCCAGGUCCCUUCCUGAAAUCCUCCAUCUCAUAGCUGAGGCUGUAAUACGCUACACUAGUUCAGGCUUUGUUUGCCCCACACUGCUCACUGUUUUUUUUCCGGAAGGACGGAAUGAUUUGUCAACGAAACGGGUAGUCCCUGUCCCUUGUCAUACACGUAUUAAAUAUGAAAAGGUUUAAGAGAAGACUGACUGUAGAAGAAACUUUUAGAACAGCAGAGUAACAAACGUUGUGAGCAUCAGUUUUAUCCUGGUUCGCCUUAGGUUGGGUUAGGCAUCUUGCAGGGAAGAAAUUUGUGUUUGCCUCCACAUAAAGAGAUUUGCAGUUAUGCACAGCAGUUACAGGCUGCCCAGUAGAGAGAGUUACCUUGUAACAGCAGUGAUGUCUUGUUAUAGUUGCACUUAAUGGAGCACAUUUUGUAGCCAAAAUUGUAAUUUUUUUUUUCUGUGACUUGAAUUUUUAUGGUUAUGACCUCAGAUACAGAAAAACGUUCAUAGUCUAAUUUCUUCUUGUAUAAAGAAUGGAGAGGUGACUAAUAAUGCAAUGGAUAUUUUCCUUUUGUUUGUUUCUUUUCAUCUUUUCAAUAUCCCCUUGAUGAAGGAAAGAAGACUUGUAAGAUGAUUUACAAGAAGGCCAGUUUUAAGUGUUCUUUUUAGUCUUUGAACAAAGGGGAGAUGUUCUUUUCACUGUAAUGUAGUCAGUGUUUUGUCACCUGCUUGCUACAGUUUGUAACUGAUUUUUAUUUAUAAGGUACUGUUUCACAAGGUACAGCUUACUAUUAUGAAAAGGUCCAGGUCCCUUUUACCACAGCAUCAUGCAAUGGUUUAGGCUGGAAGGGACUUUUAAAUCUAAUGAAGUCUAACCGCCCUGCUGUGGGCUGGGACAACUUCCACUACAUCAGGUUGCUCAAAGUCGUGUCCAGUGUGGCCUUGAACAUUCCCAGUGAUGGGGCAUCCACAACUUCCAUGGCCAACUUGCCCCAGUGUCUACAGAAUUUCUUCCUUACCUCCAGUAUAAAUCUACCCUCUUAAUAUUUAAAACAGUUGCACCUUGUCCUGUCACUACAGGCCCUGGUAAAAGGUCUCUCCAUCUUUCUUAUAAGCCCCCUUUAUGUAUUGAAAGGCCACAGUAAGGUCUGCCUGGAGCUUUCUCUCCUCCAGGCUGAACAACCCCUACUUUCUCAGCUUUUCUCCAUACGAGAAUUGCUCCAUCCCUCCGAACAUUUUUGUGGCCCUCCUCUGGACCUGCUCCAACAGGUCCAUGUCUUUCCUGUGCCGAGGACUCCAGGUGGGGUCUCACCUGAGCAGAGUAGAGGGGUAGAAUCACCUCCCCUGAUCUGGUAGCCACGCUUCUUUUGAUGCAGCCCAGGGUCGGACGGGCUGUCUGGCCUGCAAGCAUACAUUAUUGGCUCAUUUCCAGUUUUUCAUCCACCAACACCCCCAAGUCCUUUUCUGCAGGGCUGCUCUCAAUCCCUUCAUCUCCCAGCCUGUAUUGAUACUGAGGGUUGCCCUGACCCCGGUGCAGGACAUUGCACUUGGCCUUGUUAAGCCUCAUGAGGUUCGCUUUGGCCCACCUCUCUAGCCUGUCAGAGUCCCUCUGGAUGGCAUCUCUUCCCUAUAGCAUAUCAACUGCAUCACUCAGCUUGGUGUCAUCCACAAACUUGUGAGGUUGCACUCAGUCCUGCUCUCUAUGUCAUUGAUCAAGAUAUUAAAUAGUAUUGGUCUAAUACAGACCCCUGAGGGACGCCACUCAUUACUGGUUUCUACUUGGGACAUUGAACUCUUUGGAUGUGGCCACGCGGCCAAUUCCUUAGCCAUCUAACAGUCCAUCCAUCAAACCCAUAUCUCUGCAGUCCUUCCCCUCUUCUGUCUUCUGCCCUGUCAGCUCUUUAGCUCAUUGAACCUUCUCACAGGCCAAUUUAACUCACUAGAAUAGUAGAAAAACUUGUGCUUUACUGACGUUUCUGCUGGUUUGUGAGCUCAUUUAGCUUGUGGAAAGUCUGAUAAGGAUGUGAGCUGUCAGAGAAGGUAGGGGGGAGAGAAAGAAGAGAAGAGAGACCUCCCUAUUCUGCAGCAGUGAGCCAUUAGAUCAACUCCUCUACUCAAGGAAACGUAACAAUAGCCUUAGUAAUUUUAUCAGGUCCAUAGCAUAUUUUGCAUUACAUUUUUCAAGUAUCCAGGAUAAAAGAAGGAAAGUAGCAUAAAUGAUUUUAAAUGUGACUCUGUAAGCUUGAAAGCACAUUCCUGUGUGCUUUCCCAUCUGUAAUACGGAUACUACACAUUGCUACAAUGGGUUGUUUCAGUACUUGAUACAGCAGUCUUUUAAUUGUCUGUUUUUCUUGGCAGCUGUUGAUCUGAUGCCCAAUUUUUGUACAUUGUGCAAAGUUCACUAAUAACUUGCUGUAAUGUUACAAAUACUGCAAAGUACAGGCAGGCCACUUGGUACAACUCUGCCUAUCUAGUACUGGCAGAUCAGUUUUAUUUGCUUGUUGUGUUUAUGUCCUUGAAAUAAAAGGACAAUUAAUACUUUUUAAAUGUUCAUUAUAUUCAAAAGUGCAAUAAAAGUCUUUACGCCAGUACUAUAGUACUAUUGCUGGGUGAUAAUAGUUGAGGGAGGUAUCGUACAUCUCAGAACAGUAUUUAAAUGAUAAAAAGAAGAGCAGAAGUAACAGAGAACAUAACCAAAAAAAAAAAUUGCUUUCCUUUUGAGAGGUAUAAUGGGGACCUGCAAAGAAAUAAAUACAUUUUAUAAAACGCAGGCAUACUUAAAAAGGAAUAACCUGCAGGUUGUUAGUGUUACUAACCUUUCAGUGUGUGUUGUAUUUGUGUGGUGAGAAAUUGCCUGGAGUUACAGUUGUGUGAUCUAUGUAUUUUAUUUACUCUGGACAGCUGAGACUGCUUCAGGCCAAGGAACUGAGUAAAAGUCCCCUGAACAAGUUAGAGGCAUUUUUUUUUACUAGCUAUAGAAUGGAGGGUAAAGUUUUUCAGUGUUUUAGUGUGGUUGGUAUCUGCACAAAUUGUAUAAAAAAACUCAAGGUGCUCACUUGACUAUUAUACGGUAAGAGAGUUGAGUCACAGUGUAAUAGUACUGUUGCCACUGCAUGAAAAAUUGGGGAGCUUGGCUUUCCUUUAUAGUCCAACAAGCUUGUAUACUUUAAGCUAAUUCAUUAAUUUUUACCUUGAGUGAGUCUGGGACCAUGGUGUUUCUUGCACAUCUUCCAACUCUACUUGGAAAACUAAGAAUGCGCUCUAAGGCAUGUGGGUUGAUGUUUUUAUGUUCUUACCUUCCAUUACGGCCAUUAGUUUUAUGAGUCAGGGUAUCUUUGUACGCUGCAGCAUGGUAAUGCUGAAUGCAUUGAACGUGUCCUUAUCAUCUCAUUUUGACUUUCUCUUUAGUUGCCAUUAGAGAUUGAUUUGAAAUGAGUUGUUAAAUUUUUCCUAGUGCUCUUUUUUUUAUUCAUGUUCUGUUGGAUUUUAGCAUUCUGUUCAGUUCUAUAGGGUCAAUCCUUGCCCAGUAUUAUAAACAGUUUGGGUUGAACUGGUAUUUACACAGGUCUCCAAGAAUAUCUUGGGAAAUUUCUUUUUUUGAAAGGAAGUAUGAUCUGAGUUAGUGCUAUAGUGUAAGAAAGGGUUGAAAGGACAUCAUGGUGUGGGAGAGGAUGUUGUUCAGUGAAAGUGAUGAAAAGGGAACAGUCAUGGCUGAAAGAUAUUACAUUGAUGACUUCACAAUUCAACUUGCCUUAAUUAUGUCCUACAUCUUAGAGAGAUGUAUUUAUUCUAGUUAGUUCCAUUUGAAGUCAGCAGGAGCAGAACUGGAUCCCUGUAGUUCUAAAUCUCUGUUUUUCUGGUUGAUUCAGGGUGUAGUUAGCCUCAGUGCCAGUGAAGGAGUGGACUUAGGGAUAUGCCUUCUGACGUGCAUCUGGUUCUUACUGAAGUUGUCCUCCAUAAAUGUGUCUCUGUGCAUGUGUGAUGUGUGAGAAAGGCAAAAUUUCCCCCUGAAUUUGAGAAAUCAUUUGAAAUAGAAUGUUCAAUGUCACUUGUAAAAUAUGCAAUGGAGUUAUAGAGCAAUGGUAACUGUGGAAGAGCUUUAGUUUGCUAGGAAGUCUGUAACCCUGUUAAAAUGACAUUAGAGGUUUCAAAAAAGUGGCAGUGGCAGCAGGAUGCCCUUCUGUAGUUAAAAAUUGCAAUGUUUGCAGGAUAAACUUUUAAUAGUUUAUUAUGCAAUGAAUUCACUGUUUUGAAAGAUGCAACAGUGGGUUGGUUUUUUUUUUGUUUUUUUUUAAUGUUCCUCAGCAGCCAUCUAUAACUGUAUGGGAUCUUAUUGUAGCCAUUUUUAAACAAGUUCUUUCUUUGAGGCUUAGGUGCAGUAAGCUGAGAUGCUCAGGCAAAACACUGAUGUUUCUGUAAAGCAUAAUGCACUUGGAAAAUAUGCGAGACCUUGUAGAAAGCAAUGCGUAGAUAAGCUUGCAAAUUCAAGGCCUAAAGCUGUUAAAUCUGUUAGGUGACUUAAAGUUUUGAGUUCAUAAUCUGCGCUAGAAAGUAAAUAUUUUCAGUGAAGAAAAUACUCUUCUGAAUCCAUUUUCACAGAAUGUGCAGGCUGCAUUAUUGUUGGUGUAUUUUUUUCCCACAAAAUUUAUCUAAUUUUUCUUUAAUUGUUUUAUUCACUUCUUAUUUUUCAGGAGUCUUUGAAAAAUCCUUAGUGGUCAUGACAUUGUUACAAGUGACAUAAAUUAGCCAGUGGCUCAGAAUGAUGGAUACCCAGAAGACUACAAAUGGUUUGCAAGUGAUUGGAGAAGGGACUGGUAUAGGGAAAUCGACACUCCACAUGGUGGGGUAUUUGGGAAAAAAUUGUAAUCCUGUGGAAACAACUGCAUGUGAGUAUUGUCCAGCCUGCAAAGAGAAGGGCCAGAUCCAAGUUUUACGGACUUACCGCAUUAAUUUUCAAGAGUCCAUUCUUCUUUGUGAAAAUCCUCAGUGUAUCUAUCCACUUGGCUAUAAACCAUUAAACAGCAUAAUUAUUUCUGCUGGUUCAGAAAAUCAUCAAGUUCCAUCUGUCCAUAAGAAAAGGAAAUUGUGUGAUGUCAGUGACUGUUCUCCUUCUGAAUCACAUCCAAAAAAAUCAAGAACUAAUACUGUGGUAACAGUUGAGCACACUAACAAUACAGACCCUGUUGUCAGAUGUUAUCAGAAUAGUUUAUGCAUUCCCAAGUCAAGCCUACAUGAUGUAUUACAAAAUGACCAGCAAAAACCUAGUAACAAUGUGGAGUCCCGCAUGCAGAAGGCAGAUCUUGAAAAAACUGCCAACACCAACAGCUAUCAACAAAGUCCGCCUAGGACUUCUAGUCCCAAAACACAACUCUUGCCAAAUUCUGAACUUUUCUCAACAACGUCUGAAAUUUUGCUCAAAGAUGAUAAAGAUUCUGCUAAUAACACAGAUUUAUGUCUUCAGUGGAGAAACAUACAUAAUCUUUGUUGGUUAGAUUGUAUUUUGUCGGCACUAGCACACUUAGAAACAUUAAAAUGUGCUCUAGCAGAGGAAUAUAAUGAUGAGAAAUGUUUACUCCAGAAACUCUUAACAAACUAUAAUCAAGCAACUGUGCUUCUGAAUACCUGUAAAAGAAGUAAAGUAGAAGAUGUUCUUCCAAAAGCAGAAUCUUACCUCAGUGAAAUCAGAAACAGAAUGUUUACACAGCUUCAGCCUCAGCUUAAGUGUGAAUUGGGUAUGAAGGAGAGCCCAGUGUUUGCGCUCCCUCUACUCUUACGACUGGAUCAACAAGCUGAGAAACUAUUCUUGCAUUCUUUCUCAUGGAAGUUUGAAUGUUUAUGUUGUGGCUACAAAUACCAGGACCGAUGUAGGAAAACACUAACAACGUUCACAAAUAUAAUUGCUGAUUGGCAUCCACUUAACGCUAUUCAUGUUGGACCAUGUAAUAACUGUGGUGAUAGAUCUCAAAGAAGACAGAUGAUUUUGGAAAAAGUACCCUCAAUAUUAAUGAUACAUUUUGUAGAAGGCUUGCCACUUAACAACCUGAAGAACUAUUCAUUUCAGUUUGAAGAAGACACCUACCAAAUAACAUGUGUUGUUCAGUACCAAACAGAUAAGAAGCACUUCAUAACCUGGUCUUUGAAUCCGGAUGGAACUUGGCUUGAAUGUGAUGAUUUAAAGGGGCCAUAUUGCAAGAGACAUAAAAGAUUUGAAGUUCCUGCUUCAGAGAUUCAUAUUGUUAUCUGGGAAAAGAAAACAUUCCGUGUGCCAGAAAAACAGAAUUCGCAAUUCCAGAGUAAAAAUAUUGAAGAUUUUCUUCCUAAUAAUGUACCGUCAAAUUCCACAGCGUCACACUGUGGUUUUGGUAACACUGUAGACAAAAUACUUGCAGAACAUCACAAAGAAAAUUCUGUGAGAACUCCAGAUAAGAAACAGCAGCAGGCAGCUGAGGAUGAAGGUAUUGUUCAUCAUGGUUUAGAAAAUCUGGCACAUGAUGAUCUUGUAACACUGAUGCUUGAAGAAAUUCAAGUUGACUCAGAAGGUAAAUUGUUGCUGAACGGACAGAUGGUGGGAAAUAACUCUGUUGUUGAAACAGUCACACUGCAACAGCAGGGAUCAGCUUUUUCACCUAAUGCUCCAUGUACAGGAGAGUUUGCUGGAGCUAGUCUAUCUAUGAGCAAUAACUGCAUGUUAUAUGAAAAUUCCAGCAUUUGCUUACCUCUAGAAGAGUUGAACCCAGCAAAUUCUACUCCUGUGCCCAAAAUACAUGACCCUGACCCACCUGACUCAUUGCUUGCUCGAAGAACAGGCGACAGAACUGAUUUACCUAACAGAGAACAUGGAUUAAAUUCACAACUACAACUAAACAAGAAGUGUUCAACUGUAGAGAAUACUACACAAGAAUCACCCGACUUGAAAGAUGCAAGCAAAAUCAUAGUUAAUUCUCAGGUCACCAAUUCUUCUGCUGCCAAUAAUUCCUUUCAGCCUUCCCGCAAAGAUCAAAAAAGAGGAUUUGUAGGAAGCUGGGUAAAGAAAUUAUUAAACAAGAAUAAUUCUUUUAUGCCUUCAAGUGCCUCAGCUCUCAAGAAUGAGAAAAGUUGCAAAACUCCCUCAAUGCAAAAAAUAAGUGAAGUGUGGUUGCCAGUCAAAGGAGCAAGUAACUUUGGUGGAUUUCAAAGCAGAGGUACAAACAAAUCAACUGAGAUCCCGAAUUCAGUGGUUCCUCAGAACAGUAAUACUCAUCCGUUAUCAAAUUUCAAAGGAUUUUCUCAAAACACUUGUCUUCCAAGAGCAAGUCAUACCACUCUUGAAGGUCCAGCUUGGAAUAAGUUAGGAAGUACAUUGGGUACCUCAGGUAAAGUCACUCAGUUCCAUUCACCUAGCUUUAACUCUGGGAAGACAGAAGAGUCAGAUAGUGACAAAACAAAAAAACUUCGCCUAAAACUGUUGAAAAAACUUAAUGCUAAAAAGAAGAAGUUGGCUUCACUGGACAGGCUAGCAGUGGAACAGACGAAACAGGACAAACCUGUGAGUGGAGAUGUAAGCACCCAACCACAGACUGAAUCUCACAGUGACAGUGAAUUAUUGCAGAGCUUUUUAAGGGAACUGCAAUAUCAGAUUGGUGUUGCAGAUAAUGAAUCUGAAUUUAACGCAAACUCUGUAUCAGGGUGCACUAGCCAUAGUAACGGUGAUGAAAUACUGGCGGAAUUACUGUCCCCUACUUCAACUGUUGCUUCCUUAGAAGCUCAAAAAAGUGAAGAUGAAUGUAUGUAUAUGGAAAUGGUGGACAGCAGUGUUGCAAUGACAGUGUCUGGUGAGACCUGUGUGCCACUUGCAGCAAUGACAAGCAAGGACCACAAUUAUUACAGUCCUGUAAAGGACAGUAAUUCGGAACUUCAUACAAUAAGCAAACCCAGUGUGAAAAAACUUGCCUUUGAAAGUCCUACAAGGGAAGAUAUCCUUGAAGACCUGUUUUUCAUUUCAGGACCAAGCUCAAUGGCAGGUGACAUAGAUUUACCUCAUUUUGAUGAAACUCUGUUUGAAACUUGGUAAAUAUUCGGUUUCUUGGUUUUAAGUAAUUUUCAAUGUUAUGUAUAUUUUGAAGCAAAGCACUAUUAUAUUAUAUUUUCUAACUGAUUUAAUUGCACACUGGCUGUACUUGAACAAUUUAUAUUUGUGGUAUUUUAUUUUCCUUAAAAUUUUAUUGUAGCAGACAAAUAAGGUUUUAAUGCAUUUUAUUUUUCUAAGAAGCAGUUAUUUUAGCUGUCAGAUAUAAUGAUGAUUUUAAUUCAAAGCUCCUAUGAGUCUUAACUUUUGCUGCUUUUAAUGUGGAAAACUUACCCAUAUUCUACCAAGUUUGAGAAGUAAUGAACUUCAGUAGUCUUGAUGAUGUGAUGGUGUAAGAAGUAUUAUUUAAGUAGUAGUGAUUUAUUUUACAGGAUCACCUAGCUCCUGAAUUUAGUUUGUCUGAUGUUAAAAAAAAAAAAAAAAGGUACCUUCUGUGAUCAGGGAUGUAUGUUUGCAUCCUUUGAUACAAAGAUCAUUUGCAACACUAAACUCAAGCCUGGUAUUCUGUUAGAGACUCUGUUCUUUUUGGAAUUACUGUUCUACAAGCUCACCCUGAUGUAUACACAACACCCCUCAGAUCCAAGGAAGGGUGGAUAUAAGGUAGAAAUUUUCCUAUUUGAAGUUAUGGCAUAUACUGAGUUUUGAUCCUGAGUAACUGAAAAUAUAAUUUGGUAGAAUAUUUUUCUGAGCCAGGUUAUUUUAUAAGUAAAAUUAAUAAGAUUUGGGCCAGAGUUUGCAGCACUAAGAAAAAGUAUCAGAUGUGACUUUUAGUUAUUAAUAGCUGCAAAUUCACUAAUAAAAGAAAGGUUUCUAAGAAUUAAAGUUAACUGUAAGUUAGCACCUAUUACUGUUGUUACUCAAUUUUUCAUAACCAGAGCAGUGCACCCCGUCCAUAUACGAGCAUGCCAAGGAGAGGCAAGGUCAAUAGAAGGAAAGUAAUGGAAAAUGUAGCAAGACAGCAAUGAGUAAGCAGAGCAAUUCACAUCUUGGUGUUUCUGGUUUGUAUAGCUUUUGUUUUGCUAGCUGUGAGUCUAGCUAGACACAGAGCUGAGGGUAUUAUAUGCUAAAUCAGAUUAGCUGUACAUUUUUCUUGCACUUGGAAAUAACAAGGAUUUUAUCAGCAAGUCCUUGUUUCAGCCAUUUUUAGAGGUGUUCUGCAUUUUAUCAUUGUUUUAGAACCCAAGUCCAAACCAUGAAGUCUUCAGUCUUAGUCUUCCAGGAGGUGCAAUUGAACAGAACUGUUACUACAAGGCAUUGACUGCAGAUUUAAAUGGUCUUGGGUUGCUUGAACCAGGUUCAAAAAGUUCGAUAAACUGUCAGUAGCACUGAACUCACCUUGCCAUGCUGUUUCUGAUGCAAUUAUGUACCAGUUUAUCGGACUGGCACUUCAGACAAUGAAGGGUUUAAUUCUUGAAAUAUAAGUCUAUGUAAAGAACUUGAGCUCCCUUGUUUUAGAUGUUGUAAUUGGUAACGUUACAGCAGAGAACAAAUCAAUGGUUUCUGAAUGUAGUGCCACUAUACUGCUGGUGAAAUGUUUGCCUGUUUGAACUCCCCUAUUUAAAAAAAAAAAAAAAAAGGUGACUAAAAUUACAGUUUGAUUUAUCAGUGAAUAAAACAGGUGCCUCUGCAAGACUUGAGAGGGGUAAUAGGAUAUUUCUGCAGAGUUUUCCAACCAGUGGGUUCUAUAUAUGCAAACCGCUAAAGCGCAGUGUGUCCUCCAACCUUGACUGCUUCUUGCAGAGGUUUCCCCAAGCAGUGGGGAGCUGUCUUCAAGUGUAGAUACCAUCUGUGACCGACUGGAUUGCAGCUGCCUGCAGCUGUGAGGUGGAAACUCCUUCACCAGUGGCUCAGGGCAUGACACACACAGGGGUGAGCAAAGCAGCAAGCCUGGGAUUGGCGUGAUGCAGAAUGCGUAGGGCAACACGAAGAAGAGAAGAUGAGCGAGUCCUGGUGGUAAGGCCUAUAAUAAGAGAGAGGACUAUAAUAAGCAGAGAAGGGGAUGGGGGCACAUCCACUAUGCAUAUAUGCCUAGAGAGAAGCAAGAAUCUGGUCACCACUGGCAGCACCUCUGCAAACUGGUGUUAGGAGUCCUCUGUCUGCAGCCGUGUGGGAUACAGCAUGGGUAUGUGUAUGUAUAGAAGCUGCGUAAGCAAAUAAAUAGUAUUUGAGAUUAAAGCAAGUCUGAAACUAAA